Messenger RNA from Amoebophrya sp. A25, 331 nucleotides. Lineage: Eukaryota; Dinophyceae; Syndiniales; Amoebophryaceae. The record is from the annotation of a GenBank genome assembly.
AUGGAUUCGCCUGGGACCAGCGCAAUGGAGCAGCUGAUGCGAAAAAAGGAACUCGCUGACGCUCCCUGUGACAGUCCGCCUGCAGCUCCGACAGAGUACUGCUUUACUACGCCGAAUGUCCCGACGCGCCGCAAGCGCAAGCCGAUUGCUCAGGCUGUUGCUCCAUCAAACGGCUCACAAGAUCACGGUUCACAAAGGGCGAUGACGUGCAACAGAAAUAAUCGAGUCAAAGAUGAAGUGAUACAAGGAUCCACGGAGAAGGAACACUCCUUCAAGGGCAAUGUGUGCACGCCGCGAACUGCAUCUACUCGGGCAGAAUCGAUGAUCAGCG